Messenger RNA from Psammomys obesus (fat sand rat), 1299 nucleotides. It is a transcript of the gene Krt40, whose product is annotated as keratin 40. The transcript has 7 exons. The record is from RefSeq and is a predicted model, not a curated record. Gene Ontology annotation, molecular function: structural molecule activity. The coding region runs from base 1 to 1299 and encodes 432 amino acids. NCBI's taxonomy places the organism in Eukaryota, Metazoa, Chordata, Mammalia, Rodentia, Muridae.
AUGGCUUCCGGCGGCUCCCCUGGGCGCUGCUCUUCUGAGCCCUGUACGGGGCCGCUGGGCUGUGCAACUGCCUCACUGUGCCCCACCGACACAAGCUGCCUCCCCAGCACUUGCGCUUCAUCCAGAUGUCAAAGCCCUAGCUUCCUCUGCAGGGCUCACCUCCCCGCCGGUUGCGGUCUGUCACCGUGUUACUUUGCCAGUGGUUGCAGCAGCCCGUGCCUAGCGGGGAGCUGUGCAUGGUGUGAGGAAGGGACGUUCAACAGCAACGAGAAGGAGACGAUGCAGUUCCUGAAUGACAGACUGGCCAGCUACCUGGAGAGGGUGAGGAGCCUGGAGGAGGACAACGCGGAGCUGGAAUGCAGGAUCCGAGAGCAAUGCGAGCCCGAUGCCCCACUGGUGUGCCCCGAUUAUCAGCAUUACUUCGACACCAUUGAGGAACUCCAACAAAAGAUACUGUGCACGAAGGCAGAGAGUUCGAGACUCGCCGUACAGGUGGACAACUGCAAACUGGCUGCCGAUGACUUCAGGUCAAAGUAUGAGAGUGAACUCUCGCUCCGCCAGCUGGUGGAGAAUGACAUCAGUGGCCUUCAUGGGAUCCUGGGUGAGCUGAACCUGUGCAAAUCAGAUCUGGAGGCCCAUGUGGAGUCUCUGAAAGACGAUCUCCUUUGCCUCAAGAAAGGCCAUGAAGAGGAGGUCAGCCUCCUUCGGGAGCAGCUCGGAGAUCGGCUCAGCGUGGAGCUGGACUCCGCCCCCACCGUGGACCUCAACAAAGUCCUGGAUGAGAUGCGCUGUCAGUAUGAGAGGGUACUGGCCAACAACCGCAGGGAUGUGGAGGAGUGGUUCGCCGCUCAGACGGAAGAACUAAACCAGCAGCAGACGUCCAGUGCCGAACAGCUGCAAGGCUGCCAGACGGAAAUGCUGGAGUUGAAGCGCACGGCCAACACUCUGGAGAUUGAGCUCCAGGCGCAGCAAACCCUGAUGGAAUCUCUGGAAUGCACUGCGGCAGAAACCGAGGCCCAGUACAGCGCACAGCUGGCCCAGAUGCAGUGCCUAAUUGACAGCGUGGAGCACCAGCUGGCCGAGAUCCGCUGUGACCUGGAGCGUCAGAACCAGGAGUACCAGGUGCUGCUGGACACCAAGGCCCGGCUGGAGUGCGAGAUCGACACAUACAGGAGCCUGCUGGAGAGUGAGGACAGCAGACUCCCCUGCAACCCAUGCUCUGCAGCAUCCAUAUCAAACAGCGUGUGUGAGCCGUGUUCAGCCUACGUGAUCUGCACAGUUGAAAACUGCUGUGCAUAA